AUGGCAUUAUUACAUCAGGCGAUGGAGAGGACCGGUAGAAAAUUCUAUUAUACAUGCAACUUUUUCCAAUUUUCAUUUCCCUGCCCUGCCCUGUUCCCUAGGGAAUCCCUGCCCUGCCCUGUAGAGGCUAACAGGGAACCCCGGGGGAAUUUACAGGGAAAUUUUGUUACAGGGAUUCCCUCUAAGGGUUACAGGGAUUCCCUGUCCCUGCCCUGUUCAUUGAUUCUCAUUUCCCUGCCCUCGAUGCUUAUAGGGUGCGCUAAAAUUUCCAAAAAUAAUAUGGUCAAUUUUGACCACGCGUGCCGAUCGCCGCCCCACCGUAAAUAG
Medioppia subpectinata is the source of this 327-nucleotide messenger RNA. The record is from the annotation of a GenBank genome assembly. Lineage: Eukaryota; Metazoa; Arthropoda; Arachnida; Sarcoptiformes; Oppiidae.